This is a messenger RNA of Micropterus dolomieu (smallmouth bass), 2803 nucleotides long. It is a transcript of the gene fam174b, whose product is annotated as family with sequence similarity 174 member B. NCBI's taxonomy places the organism in Eukaryota, Metazoa, Chordata, Actinopteri, Centrarchiformes, Centrarchidae. Bases 453 to 869 code for a protein of 138 amino acids. The record is from RefSeq and is a predicted model, not a curated record. The transcript has 5 exons.
UCCCAGACCGUGUCUAUCCGCCGUCAUCUGCCCCGAACAGUGUCGCGUUUUUGGGCGUUUUUUGUCGUUUUGGUGGGUCUUUUGGCCGCAUCGUUCCGCCCUUCUACCUCUCUGUUCUCGACGCCUCGCUCCUGUGUUGCGUGUGUCCUCCUCUCUGCCUCUGCCUGAGCUGAUAUCCUUCAGCGGCUCUGCCCACUUUCCUCUCAACCUGGUCUCUAGGUAUCAGGAAGUACGAGGGCGCCUUGAAGGCAGCACAAACCCACACAAUAACGCUCCUCUUCAGCACUAGGAGCAGCGGGCCAGCCUGCAGAGCGCUUCCGGAGGCGGAUUAUACCCACCUCUGCACGAAGCCCUAAUGCCAUCAGGAAGGAAUUUCCAUAACUCACCUCAAGGGAAGCACGUUUUGGAAGCAAACAAGUCUACCAUUAGGAGAAGCUUGGACGAGGAGAGAGAUGGAUAACACCAUGGUGACAUACAAUCUGGUUUUAACUUUUGUCAUUGCGGCUCUUUGGCGGGUUGGUGGCGUACCACUCACUUUCCCCGCGACGCAGUUAAAUUCAACAUCAUCAUCAAUCAUCAGCGAAGAUGAACUGACGAACAAUGUCACGGAUGCUGCCGUGGGAUCCCGGAUUUCAUCCCUAAUGACGCAUCUCCCAACUCUGAAAAACAUUGUCAUUUUCAUCUGCGUGUUAACAGCUGUUCUCAUCACGUGCCUGGUCAUCAAAGUGGUCAGAUCUGGGAGACGAAUCAGAAAAACACGGAAAUAUGACAUCAUAACGACACCUGCAGAGCAUGUCGAGAUGGCCCCUCUUAAUGAGGAGAACGACGAUGAUGAUGACUCAACCCUCUUUGAUGUCAAAUACAGGUGAAUCUCAGCAUGGACAUCGAUAUCUGAUAACUCCAGGACAACUCAAGUGACUUCCUGUAUUUUUUGUGUUGCCUAGUCUUACCAAAUCAACCACGUCACAUGCUGCUUGUGCAUGGCUUUUAUCUGUAUUUAAAGAACUGGAGCCACAUUGAUAUUACUGUUUGCUGCUGUGCUGACAAAUCUAUCAUAUGGCCCAAAUACCUGCCCAGUUCUUUAUACUGUUAAAGAUAAUGCUUCAUGUUGUGACUUGGAGUUCAGUCAUCUUCAUUCAAUCAACUUGUUACAUGGGAAUUAUGUUUUAUUUACAUUUAGUUUUUGAUACACUUGAGCUACAGUGUACAGCAUUGGGGCUGAGGAGUUCAUUGUAGGAAACAAGGCCUGCUUUGAAGCUAUGAUCUACCUAUAUUAAAAUGCAGGACUAAUCACACGUGAUUUGAGUGAAUAUAUUAUCUUUAAGUGAAUACUCGGUGGCCACUAAAGAUCAUCAGUUAAUGUAUAAAAUGUUAACAUGCAACACAAAUUUUGCAGAGAAUACUUUAUUCAAAUGUAAAAUUUGCACUCAGAAUCUAGUGAUAUACAGUAAUUGAUAUUUUUAACUAAACUUUCAUACCAAAUAUAUUUCUAUCUGCUAACCACUUUAUUGUGCAUAUGUACUGUAUAUAUACAGUAUAUACAUGUGUUGUUUUAGACAUUCCUGUUAGGCUACUGUCUCAGCUGAAGUGUUACGUUUCCAAGGUUUGACUGAAGUAUAUUGUGAUGUAUGGAAUUGUUGUGAAUGCUGUAAUCUCUUGGACAUUUGAGUCUAAAAUGGGGUUUUACCGUACUGACAAAAUCCUUAAAUGAUUUGGCCCAUUAGAUAAGUAUUAAAUUACUAUUAAAUUAAAAACAAUAACUGCUUUGUUACAUUUGUUACAUAUUUUAUUCAAAUACCAAAUACACAAUAAUCAAAAUGCCAGAUUUAAAGAAAAUUAAAGAAAAUGGCAGAGGAGUUUACAAACCUUCCCUGUCUCUUGUCUGCACCCUAAAAUGUAAUACAGUAAACUAACAACAAUGUAGAGUACUCCUAAAGUAGGUUCCUGCAGCAGAUGUGAGUGUGGGCCUUGUAGGUGACCUUCUGUUUUAAUCCAAAUUGUUAUUUGAUAGUCCCCCUUGGCCUACGGGUGCAGCUGUUUCCAAAUGACCCCCAGCUUUAGUGAACAGAAAAAAAUAAAUAUAAACUACAAUGGCCAAUCAUGUACAACCUAUUAACAUUUUCUUUCUGGGAGAAAGAGCAUUGUGUAUUUACCUUUGUUGUCACAGAAGACUGGAUAUAUUUAUUAUGUUAGAUAUACAAGCGGUAUGCAGGAGUGUGUAGAAAGGAUUUUUUAAUCAUACAUUGAAUCAUAUGUGAAUCAGAUUUUUUUGAUAUUAUGUCCUUUAGCAGACUGCUGGCUUAUUUCACGUGUUUUCCAUCAGAUUAUAUGACCACUGUUCAUUUCAGUACUGUGUCAUGUUUCAUUUUAGUCUUUCACUGUAUGUGCAGAAAACUGUAGAUUCAUUUUUGUGUAUAGUUAUCCUCAUCCAUCUUGGCAACAUCUGAUUUUAUUUCUUUGGUUGUGUGUGAAAUUGUGGAAAAAAAGCUUGUCUCAUCUAAAGAUGCUAUUUCUGGGCUUUCAUUAGAAUUGAAUCAUCUGCUGCAGAAAGUUCCUCUUGUAAAAUUAAUAAAAGUCAUCGUGGUAGCUAUUUGAAGACAAACUAAUCUCCCUGAUCCCACAUUUGAACCAAAUGAAGUUAAAUGUUCAAACUACUUUGGAAGUUUAUUGAAAACAAGUCACUACUUGGUUUUUGACACAGACGUGUAUAGGUGUUAUGUGUACCCACGGCUGUUUCCUCAGUUUCCAUUUCUUUGAAAACACUACUGAAAUAAAACUGCUUCCUUUGAAGUGUUAAACCGUU